AUUUAUUUCAUUUACAAAAAAAAUGGGUGGAUUUACGCGCCUCAUCGUCUUCCUUUCCAUUUUUGCUUCCAUAACUCUGAAAUCAGAAGCCCAAUACCUUCUUCCGAUCACCAAACACGAACCCACCAAACAAUUCUACACCGCUCUCAACAUCGGAUCCGCUGCGAAAACUCCCGUGAACCUCCUCCUCGAUCUCGGAACCAACCUAACGUGGCUCAACUGCCGCAAACUCAAAUCUUUAUCAUCUCUCCGCCUCGUCACUUGCCAGAGCUCCACCUGCAAAUCCCUCCCCGGAAAUGGCUGCGACGGAAAAUCCUGUCUUUACCGUCAACCAAACCCUCUCGGCAAAAACCCCGCCGUGACCACCGGCCGUGUCGUUCAAGACAGAGCCACCAUCUCCACCACAGACGGCGGAAAGUUCCUCUCCGAAGUCUCUCUCCGCCGCUUCACAUUCUCCUGCGCCGGAGAGAAAAGCCUCCAGGGCUUUCCCCCUCCGGUCGCCGGAGUUCUGGGUCUUUCUCCGGGACAGUUCCCGUUCUGGAGACAGGUGACGACGGCGUUUAACAUCAUCCCGAAAUUCGCUCUCUGCUUGCCUUCUUCCGGAACCGGUCACUUCUAUAUCGGCGGCGGUCAAUACUACCAUAUCCCGCCGUUCAACGGUGGCGGAAAUUCGAUUCCGAUGACUUUGACGCCGUUGAAAAACAUAGGCUCGGGAAAUUAUCUAAUCUCCGUUACGUCAGUCUACGUUGACGGAACCCCUUUAUCGUUGAACCCAAAUUUGCUUGAGGGCGGAGCCAAGCUGAGCACGGUGGUUCCUUACACCGUACUUCAAACCGAUAUCUACAAUGCUCUUGCUCUGUCUUUUACGCGUAAAGCAACGAAAGUAGGAAUGUUCGAGGCCUCAGGACCUGCGCCAUUUAAAAACUGUUUCGAAGAAGGCGCUUCGGGGAGGAACAUGAGCGGGAUGACGAACGUGCCGGUGAUAGAGAUUGGGGUGCCAGGGAGGGCAGGGGAGGUGAAGUGGAGAUUUCACGGUGCAAAUACGGUGGUGAGAGUGAUGGAGACGGUGGUUUGUUUGGCGUUCGUCGACGGAGGAAAGAACCUCAAGGAGUCGAUGGUCAUUGGAACACACCAGCUUCAAGAUUUUAUGAUCGAUUUCGAUUUUAGCACCACGCUUCUUGCUUUUAACGAUGCCACAAAUCUCUACUACUGUCCAAUAUCCAUCGGCGCCACAUACUAUCAACGGCAACAUUUCAAUGCCGCCAUCGAUCUCGGCGGCUCUGCGCCGUUGCUGCUAACCUGCGCCGCCGCAGCCAAAUCCCGUUCUUAUCACCCAAUCAAAUGCGGCUCCUCUAGAUGCAAACAAGCCAAACCAGACUCUCUCUCCUGUCCUAGCAACACCACAAAGAAGUCCACGUGUCAGAAAUCCUUCUCCACUUCGUACACUGACCAUCCCAUCAAGGCUCGUCUCCUCAGAGAAACUGUCGCUUUGCUAUACACCUACAACGGCUUCACCGUGAUGGACUCCGAACUCGAAUUACCGUUGACUAUAGCUUGCACCGACGUUAAGGUUGACCCAUCCAUCAAACCGUUGCCGUCGAUUGUUAAUGGGACAUUGGGCCUCGCCAAUACACUCAUGUCGCUUCCUUCUCAGGUCGUUUCUUUACACAAGCUACCAUUAAAGGUGGCUCUUUGUUUGCCUUCUAGAUACGGAAGUCCCUUUGAUUCUGGUGCCCUUUACAUUGGUGGUGGUCCUUAUUACAUGGCGCCUUACCCUAAAGAUGUCUCUAAGAUCUUUGCCUCCACGCCUCUGCUCGCUAGUGACCCGUCUCGUGGUGAGUACUUCAUCGAUGUGAAGUCCAUCCAAAUCGGUGGAAAGAUUAUUCCUUUCUUCAAGAAAAGCACAAAGAUCUGCACUUUGGCUCCUUACACGGUCUUGCACACUUCUAUAUACAAGGCUCUUGUCUUAGCUUUUGCCGGAAAAGCCAAGAUGGCUAAAGCUCCGGCGGUGAAGCCUUUUGGCUCGUGUUUCAGCUCCAAAGGACUUGGGAUGACGAUGAUGGGAAGUAGCGUUCCAGUGAUCGAGCUGGUGCUGAGUGGUGGGGCUAAGUGGAAGAUCUACGGCUCAAAUUCGCUUGUUCAGGUGAGUAAAGAUGUGGUUUGUUUAGGGUUUCUAGACGGAGGUGUGGAUCUGAAGAUGGUGGCGAUGGUGAUCGGAGGUUUUCAGAUGGAAGAUAAUUUGGUGGAGUUUGAUCUCAAGGCUUCUAAGUUGUCUUUCUCUUCUUCUCUUUUGCUUCGGAACUCUUCUUGCUCACAGUCAAGACUCUUCUGA
This is a messenger RNA of Thlaspi arvense, 2332 nucleotides long. The record is from the annotation of a GenBank genome assembly. NCBI's taxonomy places the organism in Eukaryota, Viridiplantae, Streptophyta, Magnoliopsida, Brassicales, Brassicaceae.